Molecule: messenger RNA, 1515 nt
Organism: Fusarium keratoplasticum
Lineage: Eukaryota; Fungi; Ascomycota; Sordariomycetes; Hypocreales; Nectriaceae
Product: FAD-binding PCMH-type domain-containing protein
Exons: 5
Coding region: 1-1515 (504 amino acids)
Molecular function (GO): FAD binding
Source: RefSeq, a predicted model, not a curated record
AUGAGGCAAUUCGCUUUCAUCCGAUACGCUUUGGCCGCGAUAUUCUUUCCUCUUGCGUCUGCAGCAUCAACAGCGUCGACAUGCUUUCCCGCGAAGAAGAUAGCGGCUCAGCUGGGCCCCAUGCUGUCUGCCGAUGCCGAAAUUUACAUCCCGAACCAAGUAGACUUUUUCGAUGCCAGCCUGAGAUGGUCCAAGUUUGCUGCUCCAUCGUAUGCGACAUACGUCAAAGUGGCUAGCGAAGAGGAUGUCCAGGCAAUUGUUCGAUAUGCCAACAAGAAGGACAUCCCUUUUCUGACUGUCUCUGGAGGUCAUGGUUGGACUUCGCAACUGCAAAGAAUGCAGCAUGGUAUUGGAAUCUCUACUCAGAAGCUCAACACCAUGAAGUUAUCAAAAGAUGGCAAAACAGUCAGUCUCGGCGGAGGAGUCAAGAGCGGGCAGGUUGAAAGGUUUCUUUCUGCCCAAUGCAAGCGUUCAGUGACUGGCGUCUGCGAGUGCACCGGCCUCAUGGGUGUUGCCCUUGGAGGCGGCCAUGGUACCCUGCAGGGACACUACGGUUUGCUUGCUGACCAAAUUGUUGCUGCCCGUAUUGUGCUAGGAAACGGGAAAGCCGUCACUGCCUCCAAAAAGAAGAAUUCUGAUCUCUUCUGGGCCCUCCGGGGAGCCGGUCACAACUUUGGGAUUGUUACAGAGGUCACUUACAAGGUAUACGACGCCCCUGCUAAAGACAACUGGCUUGUCAAGACCUUCAUUUACCUCCCUGAUCAAAUCGGAGCUUUCUAUGAAGUUGCGAACAAAGCCAUCGGAGACGGGUAUGGCGUUGAUCGGCAGCCAGCAGGCAUGCUUGUCGCCUCCCUGUACACCAUCAUUCCUGAUGUCAACCCAAAUAUGCCAGUACUUCUCUUUCUCAUGGUGUAUGAUGGCUCAGAGAAGGAGGUGGCACCACAUGCCAAGCCUUAUCUAGACCUCAAGCCAGUUUUCAACAGCACCCAGGAGAUCUCCUACAGUGAGAUCUCUGCCGUAUUUGCGUUUGACGAUAACUCUGUCGCAUGCCAGAAGGGCAUCCGCACACAAGGCUACUCUCUGAACCUCCAGAAGUAUCAUGUCCCGACUCAGCGCGCUGUGUAUGAUGAGUUUAGCAAAUUCAUAAUCAAGAACCCCGACUUCAAGCGUAGCUAUGUCAUAUUUGAGGGAUACCCUCUUCAAGGAGUGCGGGCAAUCGAUGCAUCGACCACUGCGGUGGCAGAUCGAGAGAGCAACAUUAUUGCGCUUUUCUCUCUUCUCUAUUCGUCGCCCAAGAAUGACAAAAUUGCCACUAAAAUUGGCACAAAAGUCAGGGGCUUGUUGCACAAGGGGACCGGUGAGAGAGACAUGAGUGUUUACAUCGGAUAUGCAAGGGGCACCGAGGCUGCUCGACAGGUCUAUGGAAACGAUGGCGUCCGAUUGAGGAAGUUGAAAGGUUUAAAACAGAAGUAUGACCCCCACGGGAGGUUCAACUUCUAUGCGCGUAUAGAGUGA